CAGGCUAAAUUAAAAUAAUAUUACUAAUUAUUACUAUAUAAGACUAUGGAACGCUCAACAUAAAUAUUAAAAAUAUGAAUAUUUAUGUUUCGAAGUUUCCCGUAUUCUGUACCAUCACAAAAUAAUAAAAAAAAUUAACAAUAAAUGUAUUUUAUCAUGUUCUGUAUUUAGCUGAAUAUUAAAAUUAAAAUUAAAUAAUAAGUUUUUAAUUAUAUUCAUAACGUAAUAUUUAAUAUUCUGACAUACAUUUUUGCUUAGUCAUUGGGCACUUUUACUGCUUUGCUAUUGUAUGAAUAAUCCGAGUUCUGCUCCAACUAUAAAAAUGGUUAACAAGAAAAAUAUAUUAUAUGGACCUGCUAUUCCAAAACAUAUCUUGGAGAGUAAAUCAAAUCUAAGCCAAUAUUUUAUUCGACUUCUUGGUCAACAUGGAAAUAGAAUUGCAAUGGUUGAUGUUCACGACAACUCCGAAGUUACUUUUAAUGGUAUUUUGAACACAAGCCUCAAUAUUGCAAGUUGGUUAAAAUAUGAAUGUGGAGUACAAAAAUCCAAUGUUGUUGGAAUAUUCAGUGAAAAUACUAUUUGGUAUCCAGCUAUAAUGUUAGCUGUAUGGCAUGUCGGCGGUAUUUGUGCAUUAUUUAACCCGAGUUACAAUAAACAGGAACUAUUACAUGUGCUUAAUAUUUCCAAACCUAAAAUUAUGAUUACUUCUAAGAGUGGUUUAAAUGCAGUCAGACAAGCUACCAAUGAAAUAGAUUGUGUUAAGUACAUUUGUCCUAUUGAUACAAUUAUAAACUUAAAAAACACCAGUGUAACAAGUUCAUUUGUACCCGUUAAUUAUGAUAAUAGUCAUACUUGUGUAUUAUUGUGUUCAAGUGGAACUACAGGCCUACCAAAAUGUGUUGAAUUAACACAUAAGACUAUGCUAUUAAUGACUGACGUUCUUAACUAUAUGAAAUCAUUUGUAAACGAAAAGGACGUUUUGAUGGGCUUAGUUCCUAUGUACCAUGGUUAUGGAGUACUGGUAAUGAAUUUGUGCAUGUCGAUUGGUAGCAAGACUAUUCUGAUUAAAUUCUUUGAGGGAAACUUAUAUUUAAAAUCCAUCGAAGACUAUAAAAUUACAGUUUUGUUUGCGGUUCCGCCAUUAAUGGUGUAUCUUGCAAAAAGUCCAUUAGUGAAUAAAUACAAUCUGUCCAGUAUACGUGUAAUUUAUUCAGGAGCUGCUCCGUUAUCUCAGGAUAUAGAAAUAGAAGUUGCUAAGAAAAUAGGCAAAGGUAAAUCUAUAGAGGUUCAACAAGGAUAUGGAAUGACAGAAUUGUCGAUUUUGGCAACGUGUGCUGAUGGAAGUAAUGCUAAUAAUAAACCCUUACCCGGUGCAGUAGGCAACGUAAUGUACGGCAUGUUAGCUAAGGUUAUUGAUUUGGAUACUGGCAAACCGUUAGGCCCUUUUAAAAGUGGGGAGCUUUGUUUUAAAGGCCCAAUGGUAAUGAAAGGUUACUAUAACAAUUCCGAAGAAACUUCAAAUAUAAUUGACCAAGAAGGUUGGUUGCAUACUGGUGACGUUGGAUACUAUGACAAAUACUACAAUUUUUACAUUGUAGAUAGAAUUAAAGAGCUAAUUAAGUAUAAAGGAUAUCAGGUUGCCCCAGCAGAAUUGGAAUCAGUUUUAUUGACUCAUCCCGAUAUUGAAGACGCUGCUGUAACUGGACUACCUAAUCCUAUAGCUGGCGAAUUACCGAUUGCGUUUGUGGUCAAGGCUAAAGACUCAAAACUUGGUGAAAUGGAUGUUGUAGAAUUCAUUAAUAAACAAGUGUCAUCACAAAAACGUCUUAGAGGAGGUGUACGAUUUGUAGAUGUCAUCCCUAAAAAUCCAAGUGGUAAAAUAUUACGAAAGGUUCUUAAAAGUAUGCUUAACAAAUCAAAAAUUUAAGCAUAAUUCAUUGAGUUGUAAAGUGUGCUUUAAUUAGUUUUAACUUAAAUGUUAUGUUUAAAAUUAACAAAUGGCAUUCCAAGUGAGUUUUGAUGUGGUGGCUUUUUGUUAAUUAUAAUACAAUUUAUUUAUAAUUUUAUUAUUGUGUUUUGGAAUUAAAUGUAUUGAAGCUAGGUGUAUUUUGUUUGUUUUAACAAUGAAUAAAUGUUUAUCUAAUUUUAA
Adelges cooleyi (spruce gall adelgid) is the source of this 2149-nucleotide messenger RNA. RefSeq lists its product as uncharacterized. Gene Ontology annotation, biological process: long-chain fatty acid metabolic process; fatty-acyl-CoA biosynthetic process. Lineage: Eukaryota; Metazoa; Arthropoda; Insecta; Hemiptera; Adelgidae. The record is from RefSeq and is a predicted model, not a curated record. The transcript is spliced from 9 exons. Bases 290 to 1927 code for a protein of 545 amino acids. Gene Ontology annotation, molecular function: long-chain fatty acid-CoA ligase activity.